AUGGCUAUUAGUUGUGGUUGCAAGGGCAGCUAUGAUUCUUCUAAGCAUGCUACUCUCUUAUUAUUUAGCGCUAGAGCAUGCUGCGAUGAUCAUUCAGAUGCAUCUAAGAGGAUCAGUUGCUUGGAGAGUGAAAGGAGUGCUCUACUUGCCAUCAAGUCUGAUUUGUAUAACUCUGACCACUGGCUUUCUUCUUGGACCGGUUAUGAUUGUUGCAACUGGAGUGGAGUCGCCUGUGACAACACCACUAGCCAUGUCAUUAUGCUUGAUGUUCACUAUCCAUUUGAUCAAUAUGCUUCAUAUCCUGACAAAAGUAAGGGUAAUCAUAUCACUGGAGAGAUACCUCUAAGCAUGAGCAAUUUUAUCCACUUGAAGUAUUUAGAUUUGUCUAAAAAUGAUAUCAUCGGAGAGAUACCUUUGAGCAUGGGAAAUUUUAUCCACUUGAAGUAUUUAGAUUUGUCGGAUAAUAAUAUCACCGGAGAGAUGCCUCUCAGCAUGGGCAACCUCUCUAGCUUAUUAAAUUUGGAUGUAUCAUAUAAUGAAUUUUCUGGACUUAUACCGGAUGCUUUGGGCAACCUCUCUAGCUUGCUACUUUUGGAUGCGUCAGUUAAUGAAUUUUAUGGAUGUAUACCAGAUGCUUUGGGUAAUCUCGUCAAUUUGGAGGAAUUAGAUCUAUCUGAAAAUAAUAUUUCUUGUCAAAUACCUGGAAACAUUGGCAGACUUCACAACUUAAGGGAUUUUGAUGCAUCAUGGAAUAACUUGAUGGGGCAAAUUCCAAUGAGUUUGGGUGAUCUAUGCAACUUGGAGACUCUAGAUUUGUCUUUGAAUAAUAUUGGUGGAGAACUAACAAAUCUACUUGAUGGACCAUUUCCUUCGGUCUUAAGAAAUUAUAAAGAAUUAGUAAUUCUUGAUCUUGGUGGGAAUACAUUUUCUGGCGAAAUACCAAAUUGGGUGGGAAGGAGCUUCCCGUUGCUAAAGUUUCUUCGUUUGAGUUCAAACUCAUUCGAUCAUGCUAUUCCUGAAAGUAUAGGAAAUCUUACUUCCCUCCAAGUUUUGGAUCUUUCGUUCAACAAUCUUUUUGGCAGUAUACCUUCCUCUAUCUCAAAUUUCAGUUCUAUGGUUGUGAAGCAAAACUAUACUAAUCGUCCAUUGUAUGUUUGGGGUCACCAUUAUCCUUGUGUUCUUGACCAUCAGCUUUAUCAGUCCUGUGGGAGUCCCCAGAUGGGAAAUAGUUUCAAGGAUAACAUUAUAAUAACUGCAAAAGGGUUAACCAAUGAAUACACUAAUGCUCUUAGUGCAAUGGUAAGCAUAGACUUAUCAAGCAAUCAUAUUUCUGGUGAGAUUCCAAAAGAGAUAACGAAGCUGCAUGGAUUGUAUUUCCUCAACUUAUCCAACAACCAUUUGAUAGGAAGGAUUCCAGAAAAUAUGGGUGCCAUGAAGGAAUUGGAGUCUCUUGAUUUGUCAAUGAACUAUCUCACGGGAGAAAUUCCUGCUGAACUAUCUGCUUUAAGCUUUCUAGAAUUCUUGAAUCUCUCCCACAACAAUUUGUCAGGAAGAAUCCCAACGGGCGGUCAAUUGUCAACCUUCAAUGACUCGAUCUAUGUUGGCAAUGAGGGCCUUUGUGGUGUGCCACUUCCAGCAUGUCCUGGUGAUGAAGCUAAUCAUCAUUCACCAUCUCAAGAAGAAGAUGAAGAGGACGAUGAGAAGCUUGAAAGAGUUCUAGAUUAUGUCAUUAUUGUUAUGGGAUUUAUAAUUGGAUUCUGGGCAUAUUUGGGCAUAAUAUUCAUCAAAAAGACCACAAGGAUUACUCUCUUUAGGAUGGUGGACAAGAUGUAUGACUGGAUGUAUGUGCAACUCUCGCUGAAGUUUACAAAGCUGAAAUUGAAAUGGCGAAAAAAGAGUUUAAGCCCUUGA
This is a messenger RNA of Zingiber officinale, 1911 nucleotides long. Its product is annotated as receptor-like protein 52. The transcript is spliced from 3 exons. Gene Ontology annotation, molecular function: protein binding. The record is from RefSeq and is a predicted model, not a curated record. Lineage: Eukaryota; Viridiplantae; Streptophyta; Magnoliopsida; Zingiberales; Zingiberaceae. The coding region runs from base 1 to 1911 and encodes 636 amino acids.